AUGAAUGUUACGGAAGUGUUAGAUAAUAAUAGUACAACAAAUUUGGAGAAUACAGGCACCGAUUUAUAUCUUUUCAUUUUACCAAUAAUUGUUAUUUUUGGUUUGUGCGGUAAUGUCAUCUCAUUGGUUACCAUCUUUCAUUCACGGUUACGAGAAAUCUCAGCUAAUCUCUAUUUAAUAGUUUUGACAACAUCAGAUAGCGUUUUUCUACUUGGUUUAUUACUAAUUCUAUUCAAACUUGAUUUUAUCACUUAUCACUUUUGUGUUAUCAUUGAAUAUAUCUUAUCAACAUCAUCAUAUAUCAGUAGCUGGUCCGUUGCUGCACUUACAAUUGAACGUUAUUUGGCUAUUGCAUAUCCUUUGAAACAUGCCCGGUAUGGACAUUUGGAUCGAUGGAAAAUGAUUUUAUUUUGGAUUCCAGUACCAUUCGCUUUCAAUUUAAUUCAGUUCAUAUCACUGAUACCGUAUAAUGAUAAAAGUGAUCCACAAUAUCCGAAUAUACGGAAAUGUAUUCCAUAUGAUGGUAGUUUUCAGAUUGUUAUCGAAGCUACUGAUGUAAUAUUAUGUUAUGUAAUGCCAUGUUUUUGUGUAGUUUUAUUGAAUUUACUAGUUGCUGGAAAAGUAAAACGUGGUUUCACGUGUGAUUCUAAUCGAUCACGUUUUAAUAGCAGUUCAAUUCGACGUCGUCAAAGCUCAGCUAUGAUAUUAUUAGUAGUACCAAUAGUAUAUAUAUCAUUAAAUACACCAUUUUAUUUACUACGAAUAAUGGAUACAAUAGCAUUAUACGUCUUUCAAAGUAAUGAAUUUUCAAUUAUUGGUGGCUUAGAUGGUACACUUACCAUAUUCUUAUAUAAUACCGCUCAUUACUUAUAUUAUAUUAAUUUUGCUUGCGAUGUGAUCGUUUAUGCAUUUUCAAGUCCCAAUUUUCGUAAAACAGCAAUGAUUGCAUGGCGCCAAAUAGUAUUUUCACAUGGUGGAAAAAUUCAAAAAGCAGCAACACCUAACGAACGAUACGGCAAUGUUAGCUGUCGUUUGUCAAAGUUAACUAAUGAAAAUAUUUCCAUCAUGCAACUGCAAUAA
Messenger RNA from Brugia malayi, 1080 nucleotides. RefSeq lists its product as uncharacterized. NCBI's taxonomy places the organism in Eukaryota, Metazoa, Nematoda, Chromadorea, Rhabditida, Onchocercidae. Bases 1 to 1080 code for a protein of 359 amino acids. The record is from RefSeq and is a predicted model, not a curated record. Gene Ontology annotation, cellular component: membrane; neuron projection. Gene Ontology annotation, molecular function: G protein-coupled receptor activity; peptide binding. Gene Ontology annotation, biological process: G protein-coupled receptor signaling pathway. The transcript has 6 exons.